This is a messenger RNA of Pollicipes pollicipes, 3296 nucleotides long. Its product is annotated as cytoplasmic aconitate hydratase. The transcript is spliced from 17 exons. The record is from RefSeq and is a predicted model, not a curated record. The coding region runs from base 74 to 2767 and encodes 897 amino acids. NCBI's taxonomy places the organism in Eukaryota, Metazoa, Arthropoda, Thecostraca, Pollicipedomorpha, Pollicipedidae.
GGGAGCGUGGGUGGGCACCAGCUACGAGUGGGCUCGGGGGUUCCUGUCUCGUGUGUAAGAUUCCGCGACAGUGAUGGAACUGGCGACCGGGGUAAACCCAUAUGACCAUCUGCUGAAGGAGCUGACAGUGGAUGAAUCCACAUACCAUUACUAUGACAUCAUUGCCCUGAAGGAUCCAAGAUACAAUGCGCUGCCGUUCUCGAUACGCGUGCUGCUGGAGGCGGCCGUGCGCAGCUGUGACGAGUUUCAAGUGCGCUGCGCGGACGUCAACCACAUCUUGGACUGGCGCGUGCACACCGCACCCGCCGCCGCCACCGUGGAGGUGCCGUUCAAGCCGGCCCGCGUCAUCCUGCAGGACUUCACUGGCGUGCCGGCCGUGGUGGACUUUGCCGCAAUGCGGGAGGCGGUGCGGGACCUGGGCGGUGACCCGGACAAGAUCAACCCCGUCUGCCCCUCCGACCUGGUCAUCGACCACUCGGUCCAGGUCGACUUCACACGCACGUCUGACGCUCUGAAGAAAAAUCAGGCUCUGGAGUUCGAGAGAAACAAGGAACGCUUCCAGUUUUUGAAGUGGGGCUCGCAAGCCUUCCGCAACAUGCUGAUCGUGCCGCCGGGCUCGGGGAUCGUGCACCAAGUCAACCUGGAGUAUCUGGCGCGCGUCGUGUUCGACACGGACGGCCUGCUGCGGCCCGACUCGCUGGUCGGCACCGACUCGCACACCACCAUGAUCAACGGGCUGGGCGUGCUGGGCUGGGGCGUGGGCGGCAUCGAGGCCGAGGCCGUCAUGCUGGGCCAGGCCAUCAGCAUGGUGCUGCCGCAAGUGGUCGGCUACCGGAUCAGCGGCCGCGUCAGCCCGCUGGCCACCUCCACCGACAUCGUGCUGACCAUCACCAAGCACCUGCGCCAGGUGGGCGUGGUCGGCAAGUUCGUCGAGUUUUUCGGGCCCGGCGUCAGCCAGCUGUCGAUCGCCGACCGGGCCACCAUUAGCAACAUGUGCCCCGAGUACGGCGCCACCGUCGGCUUCUUCCCCGUCGACGCCAAAAGCAUCGACUACCUGCGCCAGACGGGUCGUGAGGCGCACCGGAUCGAGACGACCGAGGCGUAUCUGCGAGCGGUUGGCCUGUUCCGGGACUACGCGGACUCGGGCCAGGAUCCGGCCUUCUCGCAGGUGCUGGAGCUCGAUCUGGCUUCCGUCGUGCCCUCGCUCAGCGGACCCAAGCGGCCGCACGACCGCGUUGACGCCGCGCGCAUGCGCGAAGACUUCCUGCAGUGUCUCUCCAACAAGGUGGGCUUCAAGGGAUACGGCAUCCCUAGCGACCGACUGGCCGACCAGCGCGAGUUCCAGUUUGACGGUCAGACGUACAGCCUCGGACACGGGUCCGUGGUUAUCGCAGCCAUCACCUCCUGUACUAACACCAGCAAUCCGUCCGUCAUGCUCGGCGCCGGCAUCCUGGCAAAGAAGGCGGUGGAGCGCGGCCUGACGGUGCCGCCCUGGAUCAAGACCUCGCUCUCGCCCGGCUCCGGGGUCGUGUCGCACUACCUGGAGGACAGCGGCGUGCUGCCCUUCCUGCAGCAGCUGGGCUUCGACGUGGUCGGCUAUGGCUGCAUGACAUGCAUCGGCAACAGUGGCCCGCUGCCCGAGCCGGUGGCAGAGGCCAUCGAGAAGGGAGACCUGGUGUGCUGCGGAGUGCUGUCGGGAAACCGGAACUUCGAGGGCCGAAUCCACCCGCAGUCGCGCGCCAACUACCUGGCCUCGCCGCCGCUCGUCAUCGCCUACGCGCUGGCCGGCCGCGUGGACAUCGACUUCGAGACCACGCCCAUUGGUAGCUCUGAGAGCGGCGACGUGUACCUGCGCGACAUCUGGCCCUCGCGCCAGGAGAUCCAGCAGCUGGAGGCCCAGUGCGUCAUCCCGGCCAUGUUCACGCAAGUCUACUCCAAGAUCACCGAAGGGAAUGACAACUGGAACGCUUUGGAGACGCCAGAGAGCAAACUGUAUCCGUGGGACGGCAACUCCACCUACAUCAAGCUGCCGCCCUUCUUCCAGAACAUGACCAAGGAGCUGCCGGCGCCCGUGAAGAUCGAGGAGGCGCACGCCCUCCUGUUUCUCGGAGACUCCGUCACUACGGACCACAUCUCACCGGCCGGCAGCAUCGCCCGAAACAGCGCGGCCGCUCGCUACCUGGCGGCGCGUGGCCUGACUCCGCGCGAGUUCAACUCGUACGGCUCGCGGCGCGGCAACGACGCCGUGAUGGCGCGCGGCACGUUCGCCAACAUCCGGCUGGUGAACCGGCUCAUGGAGAAGCCGGGUCCGCGCACGCUGCACCUGCCCUCGGGCGAGGCCAUGGACGUGUUCGACGCCGCCGAGCGGUACCGCGCCGAAGGCCGGCCGCUCAUCAUCCUGGCCGGCAAGGACUACGGUUCCGGCUCGUCCCGCGACUGGGCCGCCAAAGGGCCGUUCCUCAUGGGCGUACGGGCUGUCAUCGCCGAGACGUACGAACGCAUCCACCGCAGCAACCUGGUGGGCAUGGGUAUCGUGCCGCUGCAAUUCCGGUCCGGUCAGACGGCCGACUCGCUCGGCCUCAGCGGCCGCGAGACCAUCACAGUCCGGCUGCCGCCGGCCGACCAGCUGGCGCCCGGCAUGGACAUCCCUGUCGAGACCGGCGACGGCAAGACGUUCCAUGUGGUGCUGCGGUUCGACACGGAGGUGGAGCUAACGUAUCACCGCCACGGCGGCAUUCUCAACUACAUGGUGCGCCGAAUGCUGUAGCGGCCCUGGCCGGCCACUGGCAGUUCAAGCCCGGCCAUUGAGCAUCCGCUGCGCUCAGCCGUGAGGGACCACGGCCGGCAAUGUAGAGACAGGGGCCUUGCACCGCCCCAGCCACCUCUGGUACGGUGGUCAGCGGUGACGACGCGGGCGUCCAUUUCGGUCCGCUGGUCAUCUGACUCGAGGGUGUAGGAUUCUGAUUAGCGUGCGUGGGCGAGGGUCGGGUUGCGGAGUGCGAGAUGGCGCGAAGAGGGGUACGGUGAAUGGUCAAUGCGAAACCUUCCUUUUGAUUCGAGUGUUUGCCAGCAAGAUGGCGUGUGCUUUCGUACCAGAAAUGCAUUCCGCCGUGAGAAGUUGUGGUGAUGCUGUCGAGCUAGUUAGUUCUGUUGACCGCGUAUUCUCGUGAUUCUCGGUGCGUGCCUCCCGUGAUACGAAAAUGCUUCGUACUAUUUUAUAUUGGAUAAGCGACCGGUGCAUCUCAAUCGGUCUGCCGGAGCAUCUAUGGUUGAACGCAAUACAUGGUGAUUGCAGA